Molecule: messenger RNA, 6252 nt
Organism: Peronospora belbahrii
Lineage: Eukaryota; Oomycota; Peronosporomycetes; Peronosporales; Peronosporaceae
Source: the annotation of a GenBank genome assembly
AUGGUCACGCUGCAUGUAAAGACGACGGCAGGGAAAAAGUUCUCAGUUGAUAUGGAGCUAGAGAACUUUGUAUUACAAUGCAAAGAGAUGCUUGUGGCAUUUACAGAUGUACCUAUUGGUCUUCAGCGUCUUAUUUACAAGGGUAAAGUGCUCAAGGACGAUCAGACGCUUCAAAGCUACGGUAUUCAAGCAGAAGAUACUAUUUACUUUGUCAAGGGGUCGGCACAUGCACGAUCAGCGACUGCUGCAGCUGCAAUACCUUCUACUGCAACAUCAGCUGCAGCUACCCCUGCUGCUUCUACUGCUGCUGCUACAUCUACUGCUGCAGCUACUUCUGCUACGGCAUCCAAUCCAUUCAGCUUUAUGGGAGCUGUAGGUGAUACUGGUGGAAACUUGUUUGGCAAUUUGAUGGGAGCUGGAGGCCCGCCUGGUAUGCAGCAGUUGCAACAACAGAUGCUUGAAAACCCCGAAAUGGUGCGGCAAAUGAUGGAUUCGCCUAUGAUGCAAAACAUUCUCAACAAUCCUGACAUUAUGCGCAACAUUAUGCAAAGCAACCCGGCAAUGCAGCAACUGAUGGAGCAAAACCCGCAGUUGAAUCAUAUCAUGAACGACCCCGAGCUGCUGAGGCAAAGCAUGGAGGCCAUGCGCAAUCCUGCUGCCAUGCGAGAAAUGAUGCGGAACCAAGAUACGGCACUGCGGAACAUUGAGAGCCACCCUGAAGGGUUUAAUGCUCUGCGACGCAUGUAUCACGACGUGCAGGAGCCGCUCAUGAACGCUGCAGCAAGUGGCGUAUCUGCUCCUCGCGGGUCGGCAUUUACAAUGCCCGGCGUAGCUGGAGGAAACAGUAGUACUAGCGGCUCUUCGGCCAACACAACGCAGUCGCAGACGUCAACCUCGACUUCGACAACACCUUCUGUUGCGGCUGGCAAUCCGUGGGCUAUUCCAGGCGCAGCUAGUGGUACUGCAUCUACUGGUGCUGCUGGAGCUGCUGUCAAUCCGUGGGGUACUGUUGGUACGAGCGGUAUUGGUGGCCUUGGAGCGAUAGGAGGCAUGGGAGGCAUGGGUACUAACCCCGAGAUGAUAGCACAAAUGAUGCAGAGCCCCUUAAUCCAAGCGGCAUUAGACCAGGUUGCAAGUAACCCGGAGCAAUUUGUCGCACAAAUGGAGGCGAUGAAUCCACAGAUUGCAGCAGUGAUGAACGCGAAUCCACAGAUGCGCCAAAUGAUGUCAAACCCCGAGUUCUUGCGCCAGGCCAUGAAUCCGCAAAACAUGCAGGCGAUGAUGCAGAUGCAAAACGCCAUGAGUCAAUUAAGCGGGUCUGGAUUUAUUGCAGGACUCGAAGGCAUGAACCUUAACAACACUGGUACUGCUGGAGUGUCUAAUCCAGCUGCUGUGAACCCGUUUGCCAUGUUUGGUGGCUUUCCAGGUGCUGGUUUUGGUGCAACAACCCCUGCAGCACCUGUAGGCAACCCAGAGGAGCUGUACGCAUUGCAAUUGACGCAACUCAAUGACAUGGGCUUCUCUGAUCGUGACCAAAACAUUCGCGCGCUGCAAGCGACACUAGGUAACGUACAGGCUGCCGUUGACCGCUUGCUCAGUGGCACCAUAUAUGCUCGUGAACUGCUUCGUGCAAGUGUUCUUGACACUAACGCUGUGCGUCACUAUCUAGAGUCAAUCGAAGCUCAUGAACUUGAUGGUUUAUUAGACGGUAUAGCUCCUCAUUCAUUCAACAAUAGUAAAAACAAGACAAAGCAAAACCGUUUUCUUGUCCAAGAUGAUUGGUUACCAUUAGUUCGACUAUUAAUACAAUGUGAAGCGACACGUCUACGUGCUACUUCACGUAUUAUUCAUAUCUUACGACUUGGGAGUCCAAGUGAAUUAGAAAGCAUGCAACUACUUACAGAGGUAAAUGUCGGCUAUUCGAAUGCACUGGAUGAAGUACAGGAAUUACAGACAGUAAUGACAAGGCAAUUGGUCCAAAGGAAAAAACUACUGGACGAAAUUUACGUCGUCUUGGACAUGGUCUUUUCGUUCGUAGAGGACGUUGUGAGGAGUAAAGAAAAGGGUAAAGUACUACCGCAAUUACUCGGUCUUGUGACGUACUUUUUAGGUCUGAUUCGAGAAAUUCAUGGAGGAGAGAGAGCAGAGAGAGAGAGCUUGACCAAGUUAUUGGAGAUGCCCUGGAGCUGCCAGACGGUGCCAAGUUUGCUGGAUGUAUUGGUCAGUGAUGUCUCGUUGAUGGAGAGAGAAAGUUGGCAGCAAUUACAGGAAAAUGUCGAUCGGAUGGUGACGACGUCACCAGAGAUGACAAGCGAGACAAUGAAUCCGAUUAUCCGAGAGUGUGUUCUGGUGGCAAAUGUUACGGGUGAUCAUAAGUGGAUUGGUAUUUCGCGCUAUUUACUCCGACAAUUACCCGUCAAUUUGCGGCAAGAAGCAGAGUUCAAUUUGCAAAUGAUCUUGAACCAGUCUCCACGCAUCGUUUCGCUUGUCUGCGAAUCCAUCCGAGCUAGCAAAGUGUUAGAAAAAGAUGACGCCAUCAUGAAGGAUGCUAACAGCCACUAUAACGACGCACAGUGCGGUGGAGCAGGUCUCAAGUUAGACUGGCGUGACUUCUUCCUUCUCCUCCAUUUGCUUCAGGCGUCAAAGCCAGUUUUGCACCACCGAACUUCGUCCUCUCGCGUCGCCACAGAAGCAUCCAUAUUUACAGAAAUCGAGCAACUUGCGUGGAUGGUUGUACACAGUGAUUUUAGAGCAUUUACGAGUUCUGCUUCAUCGCACGAAACUCGUUCAGGAGAAUUGAUAAAAAGUUUAGAGAAGCAUGUGCUUGAUCGAGUAGAAUUGGUGCUUAAUUUUGGUGGCAAGCAGAUCCAUGCUCACGAAUGGAAAGCGCUGCUCUUGAUGGAUGUUGCUCUCUUUUGGCUAGAGCAAGGUAGCCCAACCGGUGAUGUUGAUAACAUGGUGAUUUCAAAACCUACGUUGGCAUUUAUGCUUUUACAAGCGAUAUUUGAAACGGCACCAGAAGUCCGCUCUGAAAUACUCAGUAGUUUAUUUGAGCGCUCUCAAAGUCCAGCGCAGAGGAAGAUUGCCAAAGUAACGCUUUCACAACUAUUUAUUUUACAAUCAGGAAAGCUUUUCCCGCACCUCAAUGCCAUUCAAGACUGGCUGAGUAUGCAAUUUCAACAGUCCUUUGACAACUCUCGCGACAUUUUCUUGAUUGCUUCUCGUCUGGCCACAGUGUACAAAGAUUUGUAUAACUUUUUGAUGGUAUUUUUACGAAAGUUACUGUCAAGUGGCAAUCGGCUGCAUCAACAAUUUGCGGUAGACAUGUGGUGUACGUGGCUAGAUCAUCGGCUAGCUUUUAAUGAGCAACAAGAAGAAGAGAUCGUUUCAGCGCUUAAAAACAGCGUGAUAGCUUCUCGUGAUAUCCAAGCUUGGUCAUUUGAACGUUUGGAGCAAGUGUUUCAACGUAGCGGUGAUAACGUUGAAGGACCUGCCAUCCUGUUGCGGAAAAGCUCGUGGGAAGAGCUCAAGAGGUUUUUCUUUCAAGAGGUUGGCAAGUUUAUUUUGCCAACGUUAACGGGUAUCGCUGGGUAUGAGAACGAAGAUGGUGAAGAUAGUGCAGAUGAGGACGACGACGAGGAUUCAGGUUUAUCGCGGUUUUGUUUCAGCUCACUCGACGCAUUUUAUCAACAAAAUGCUAGUCUGGAUGGUGCAGCAUCGACCGGGUUUGUGUUCCAGAAACUGCUAUCUUGCUUGAUACGAUUUGAGGAAGGUGUGUUCCUGUCAAAAGUUUCGUUAGAGGGUUUACCAAUUGAAGUCCUUAGUGAGAGCGACAGCGACAUCAAACAGUGGCUUGUCGACGUGGUUUCCAAUUGGAAAUUUUUUUUUCACUGGAUAUGCCAAGACUCUGAUAAGCUGCUGAAUCAGUCAGCACAGGGUAGAGCUUGCGAGAAGAGCGCUUGGUGGAAACUUGUUGCUCGCAUCUACAUCGGUUGUGCCAUUUGUAAUAUUACACUCGGCAUGUUGACGUGGAAAUGGUCUGCUGCAAAUCUUAGUGAACACGUUAUAUUCAACCAGGACUUGGCUGCGUUCGUUACUGAAGAUUGCGGGAUUUCAGUUUGGUCGUUGAUGGAAGUGGAGUUUAGUUUGCAUCGGAUGAUACAGAAGCUUGCUUCAUAUUACGCAAACGAAACGGAAAUGACGUUGUCGAAGGAGUACGUUAGGUCGGCUACAUACGGGUUACAUAGAGUGCUACAACCUGUGAUGCUGCAGAUUUUGACAGCUAUCAGGAGUAUCCUGGAGAGAUCAGAAAUGUCAAAGGCGGGGGAGGAUAAACGACCAAAUGGAAUGUCAUUUGAAGCCGCUCUUUUUGCUUUAGACUCGUGUUGCAGUACUUUCGGGGAUGAAAACUUGUUUGGAGCAUUUUAUUCUUGGGAUAAUGAAGCUGACGUGUUAAGAAAAGCUAGUACCAUUCUCGAGAUGCUGCUCUCCGUGUACAUUAAUGUUCGCGAUCGCAUUUUGCCAGGAUCGGAUAUCUCCGGUGCAGACAAGGGAGGUGAAGAAAGCAGUGAGUCUGCUUGCGGGCAGCAAUUUUCUCUGUACGCAGACUCCAUCUCUGCCAAAUUUCCAGCAUCAGCGCGGCAUCUUGUUCAGCCUGGAAAAGGUGCCAAAUCAGUUGUGAUGUUGGAUACGAAAGGUGGAGAAGAGAUGCUGGAGCACGUUUGUGCAGCAAUAGAGCGAACGCUAGACACUUUGAUCAAAUCUGCAGGUCUCCAUUCAGUGCACGAUAUACUUGGUGAAACGCUGUCUAAGGUUUCGUGGGCCGGAAAUCGUAAGCUGCCGGAGAUGCAAGGAGUUGGUGACAAGAACAAUUUUGCCCGUUUAUCAGGUAACUUUUUGUGUGACGUCAAGACAUGUGUUCAGCUGAAUGGGCUUACGAAGUUGGCCGUGUCUUGCGCCUCAUUAAGCAAACGCCUUCUGGAUAAUGCUGCAGAUAUUGUAAGCUUAGAUUGCAGUAUGGACGGUUCCGAUUCGUAUCGACUCUCAUCGUUUGCCUACGACAUUUUGUGCGAUAACGUUGUGUACAAUGCACGACUGCUUCGGCUUAUGAUGAAUGUCUGUUUUCCGACUCAUCUUGCGCUUCGCAUGAAGACGUUUGUGGCGUUGGAAAGUAAGAUUGAAGGGAUCAUUCAGACGUGCUUCAUUGAUUCGGCAGAUGAUAUGGACGCAUCAACUAGCACGCGCUAUCAGCGCAGACCCGAUCUAAAGAACUCAAAGAAAAAAAGUGAUGUGCCAGCACGUCGAAAGCGUUUACGGCAAGGCUUUGAUGCCAGGUCGUGCAACGCUCUGAGAGGAGAUUUUGGCUCCGAUUCCGACACUAGCUACGCUUCCGAAUCUGCCAUUUCUGACAGCUCCGAUGCACUUAUUGACUCUCAGACCUACGGCAUCAGACGGAACCAAGGCACAUCACCCAAAGACGAUCGCAUUCCGCACCUUCAUUCCCAUGCUACUCAAAACGUUGCCAUCGUUGCUGUUUUGGGUCUGCUUGAACAAUCUCAAUCCACGCUACUGAAUAUCAUCACUGCCAAGAACGGAGACAGCAAACCCAUCUCAUUUCCCCGUUUCGAGGAAAUUUUGGGCUACAAUCGGAUUCACGAGUUUGUGAAUAAAGUGAUAAGCGACUGUUGUCAUUUUUCGUGGGAGACCCGAACGGUGCUGCUCAAGGUUUUACACGUGAUUGAAUGUGGAUUGCGUAUUGGCAAAGCUAGUGGAUCGUUGCAACGAAAGAGAGAUGCAAUUGAAGUUGAUAUGUGGUAUGACUGUAUUCUUUCCAUCUAUGAGUCUUCAGUCACAACGGCAUUAAGAAGUCGAGCAUGGGUUGGUGGUAUCAAGGAUGCAAGUCAAGAUUCCGGCACAAAAACCAAGAUAUCUGCAACUUUGCUGAAGAUGGACAUUUUUUUCUUGCAAGUUCCAAGCACCGUCCAGACUUGGCUGAAAGAGACGACGAUAUCUGAUGCAACAAAAGACCGUUUAAAGUCCAUCAUGACUUUGGUGAAGGAGAGAAUUGCCCCGACAGAUUACUCAAACGUUCGACGUGGAAAGACAAAGGCUCGACAGCGUUUGAUGGGUAUUAUCCCGAUCGUUCGAAAGCGAAAGAAACGUCUACGGAGUCGUCAUCCUGUUAUUGACGCGUUUCUCAAUGAAGAAGACGGUGCAGACGCAUUUGCUGACUUGGAAGAUUUUAUUGAAUAG